Messenger RNA from Ixodes scapularis (black-legged tick), 579 nucleotides. RefSeq lists its product as uncharacterized. Gene Ontology annotation, cellular component: nucleus; transcription regulator complex. NCBI's taxonomy places the organism in Eukaryota, Metazoa, Arthropoda, Arachnida, Ixodida, Ixodidae. The record is from RefSeq and is a predicted model, not a curated record. The transcript is spliced from 3 exons. Gene Ontology annotation, biological process: regulation of transcription by RNA polymerase II. Bases 36 to 428 code for a protein of 130 amino acids.
AGAAUGCCUGGGAGUCCGUGCGCAUUGCCUGCGGCAUGAAGUCCGGUGACGACGCACAAAAAGCGUGGAAGCGUGUACGCGACAGGUAUGUUCGGGAGGUCCGCGCCAUUGAAGCUGCCACAAGGAGUGGCAGUGGCUUCGUCCGGAAAAAACAAUGGGCCUUCCUGGAAAUGAUGUCGUUUUACGAUAAACAUAUCCGACCCAGGAAGGCAACCACCAACGUAAAGGCACCACCUGUGGGCGACACAGCACAGUGUCUAUUAAUGGAAAUGGUGGAAUCUUCUCCUGACGACUCGACCAUUCCCACUGACUUCGAGCCUGCCCAAGAAGAGCUGCAGUGCAGCCCCGAGGCUCCUGUCCCAGCCACGCCGUCCACCUCGGUUGUAUCAACAUCAAGCCCCUCGAGGAGGUCAUCAGGCCAGUCAUAAAGGUGCCCAGGACCCCCCCAUUCUGCACGUAGAAGGGAGGUUGACACAAUGGAGAGAGAACUUCUAAAUCAUUUAAGGGCUAAAAUGACACAGAACGAGGCGUUUGCCUACUCUGUAGCACAAUCUCUAGAUCGUUGGGACGAGGUCACCA